Molecule: messenger RNA, 1252 nt
Organism: Physcomitrium patens
Lineage: Eukaryota; Viridiplantae; Streptophyta; Bryopsida; Funariales; Funariaceae
Source: RefSeq, a predicted model, not a curated record
GGCAACUGGUCCGUUUUUCUAUCUGAACUGUGGUUUUUUUUUUUUCCGGCAUCCUUUCGUUGUUGCACGCAUUCUCCAGGUUUAGUUGGAGCUCGUUCGGGUUCGGGGGAGUCACGCAGAUAGUUGCCACGAGCGAGAGAGUAGCGUGAAAUUUUGCCUAGUUUUCUCCAGGAAUUGAAGCUAUCAUGCCCUCGCUGGGGCUGUGCAGGCCCCCUUUUGUUGCCGCUGCGAAUGCGCCGUCGCAUUGUAUCCCCUCGUGCUCCUCGGCCUCCACUUCAGUGUCCCGCUUCCUAGCCGGCGGGCCCAGGCCGUGUGGAAGCGUGAGGAGGCGAUGGGUGGAAAUGUCGGGGAGAACGUCGUGGUCGCGGCCACGGGGGCAUGUGGAAUGCCGUGCGCAAGGAGGUGAAGGCGUGGUUCAGAAUUUCGAUGACAGUAGGCGACAGAAUGAAUCUUGGAGAGCUUAUGCCUUUGGUGACGAUCUUCCCACGCAAGCCGAGGCUGUCACUCAGGGCACACAAACUGUACAAACAGAGUACAAGGCCACUCCAGAUUUAGAUUACUUGCAGGAGCUUCUAGCCAUUCAGCAGAAUGGACCAAGGGCUAUAGGGUUUUUUGGUACUCGGAAUAUGGGGUUCAUGCACCAGCAACUCAUUGAGAUUCUUAGUUAUGCGAUGGUUAUCACGAAAAAUCACAUUUAUACAUCAGGAGCAGCGGGAACAAACGCAGCUGUUAUAAGGGGAGCAUUGAGAGCUGAAAGACCAGACCUCCUUACUGUAAUUCUACCUCAGAGCUUAAAGAGACAACCAGCUGAGAGCCAAGAUCUGUUAUCGAAGGUUAAAAAUGUUGUGGAGAUGCCUCACAAUGAUCACUUGCCGUUGAUUGAAGCUAGCAGACUAUGCAACAUGGACAUUAUAUCACAUGUGCAACAAGUUAUAUGCUUUGCCUUUCAUGAUAGUAAUUUACUCAUGGAGACUUGUAGUGAAGCUAAAAACAUGCGCAAAAUAGUUACUCUUUUCUACCUAGAUUGACAGAUGGUGUAUUGUAGUGUUGAAAUCGUGAGGGAGUCAACUUCGAAAAUGAUUAUCACAUAUGUAAUUGAGCAUUUGAACAUGCUGUCGUUGAGAGAGUAGUGUUGUGGAACACAGUCAAUUCUUUCUUCAAGCAUCUGAAGCCCCACUCUACAGGAAAUCUUGUGGACACUUUAAUAAGCAUUGAAUGCUUAUGAUAUCAACUGUUCUGAUUGUCCUGGGAA